Aspergillus terreus NIH2624 is the source of this 438-nucleotide messenger RNA. RefSeq lists its product as uncharacterized. Lineage: Eukaryota; Fungi; Ascomycota; Eurotiomycetes; Eurotiales; Aspergillaceae. The transcript has a single exon. The record is from RefSeq and is a predicted model, not a curated record. Bases 1 to 438 code for a protein of 145 amino acids.
AUGGAUCAUACGGGGAACACGACUGACAGGAUAACUAUUCAGUUGAGACGGCCAGUCCGAGAGAAGGAAAAAUCAACCCUCCUCCUGACGAUUUACCCAACGGAGCAAGCACUCAACCACUUGUUUAGGAAUGAAGUGGAUCAGCGGCCGAUCCGGAUCUCCACCUUUCAGACAGCCACGAGACACAAAAACAAGGGGACCGCUCGAGACGUGGCCGCCGGGAGCUUCCUCCGCGCUACCAUUGCCGACACCAUUCCUAGCGGCUGCUCCUUACCUUGUGCGAAUCGACACGCAGUUGGGGGCCAAAUACCGUCCACCUCGACCGGUGCGACCAACGCAGACCCCUGUAUCAAGAUACGAGAGCACAUGGGCCUGGCCCAGACGCAGCGCGGUGCUCCCUGCGAGGCGGUUGUGGGGUGGGGAGUGUGGAGGCUUUGA